AUGCCUCGCGGUCCCGCGAGUGGCCUGUCUCGUCGCGAGAAGAGGUAGCGAGGACGUCUGCGCGGACAAACGGAAGUGUAGGUGACGGUCCGAGGCAUCACCGCCAAGCUGGGAACCGGGGAGAUGGCCGAGACUGACCCCAAGACCAUGCAGGAUCUCACCUCGGUGGUGCAGACACUCCUGCAGCAGAUGCAAGAUAAAUUUCAGACCAUGUCUGACCAGAUCAUUGGAAGAAUUGACGACAUGAGUAGUCGCAUCGAUGAUCUGGAGAGAAACAUCGCCGACCUCAUGACCCAGGCCGGAGUGGAGGAACUGGAAGGUGAAAACAAGAUACCUGCCACACAGAAGAGUUGAAGGUUGCUAGUAACUUACACUGAAAUCUGCAACACCGUUUUUCCAAGCCAAGAGAAGACUGAAUGGCUUUUUGCAGCUAACUACUGUGUGUAGACAAGUUUUAUAUUAUAAUGUGCAUUCUUAUCACAUACUAUAUAGUUAGGUUAUAGAGUGAUUUAUCCCGCAGUUUCUUGAACAUGGUAUCUUCACAUCUUGGACCUUGGUCCGUUGUGCUAUUAAUUAUUAAACACUAAAACUUUGGUGGUUCCUGCAUAAAAAAUUGUCAAAUUUUUUUAGUGUAUUUUUGUGAAGUCAUUUUUUUCCUACCAUUCCUUUUGUAGUAGUUGCUGUUUG
This is a messenger RNA of Propithecus coquereli (Coquerel's sifaka), 687 nucleotides long. It is a transcript of the gene HSBP1, whose product is annotated as heat shock factor binding protein 1. The record is from RefSeq and is a predicted model, not a curated record. Gene Ontology annotation, biological process: cellular heat acclimation. Gene Ontology annotation, cellular component: cytosol; nucleus. The coding region runs from base 124 to 354 and encodes 76 amino acids. The transcript is spliced from 4 exons. Gene Ontology annotation, molecular function: transcription corepressor activity. Lineage: Eukaryota; Metazoa; Chordata; Mammalia; Primates; Indriidae.